Messenger RNA from Galdieria sulphuraria, 1275 nucleotides. Its product is annotated as ribonucleotide reductase small subunit. The coding region runs from base 48 to 1175 and encodes 375 amino acids. The transcript is spliced from 3 exons. Lineage: Eukaryota; Rhodophyta; Bangiophyceae; Galdieriales; Galdieriaceae. The record is from RefSeq and is a predicted model, not a curated record. Gene Ontology annotation, molecular function: oxidoreductase activity. Gene Ontology annotation, biological process: deoxyribonucleotide biosynthetic process.
GUACUUUUGAAUUGGUAGAGACCGCCAUUGAUUGUGUUGGUUAUUCUAUGGAGUCUUUCAAGGAAAACAUUUCUAUCUCUGUACAGAGUCCAGUACUUAAAGACUAUAAUAAGCAAGAAACAGGAAAUAUUAUCAAGACGGACUCAUCGGAAACUAAAGAUUCAUAUGCCGUGAAAGAGUUAUACCAGACAGCUUCAAAGAGUCAAGUCCCUUUUGUAUUUUGUUCUGGCUCCUCCGAACGCUAUACUUUGUUCCCUAUUCGUCAUCCGGAAAUAUGGAAGAUGUACAAGAAACAUGAGGCUUCUUUUUGGACUGCUGAAGAAAUAGAUUUAUCGAGUGACUUGGAAGAUUGGAAGAAAUUGAAUGCAGAUGAGCGCCAUUUCAUUUCUCACGUAUUGGCUUUCUUUGCAUCUUCCGACGGAAUUGUUUUGGAGAACCUUGCAGAAAGAUUUUGUCGUGAUGUCCAGAUUCCAGAAGCACGAUGUUUUUAUGGAUUUCAAAUAGCAAUGGAAAAUAUUCAUUCGGAAACUUAUUCUCUUCUUAUCGAUACUUAUAUUCGAGAUGCUCAAGAAAAGGCUCGUUUAUUUGAAGCAAUGGAACGUAUUCCUUGUAUUGAGAAAAAGGCUCAGUGGGCUUUAAGAUGGAUCCAAUCCUCUGCCUCUUUUGCUGAGCGUUUAGUGGCAUUUGCUGCUGUAGAGGGAAUAUUUUUUUCUGGUUCUUUUUGUUCCAUAUUUUGGUUGAAAAAGAGAGGACUUAUGCCAGGAUUGACCUUCUCUAAUGAGCUUAUUUCACGUGAUGAAGGUUUGCAUUGUGACUUUGCAUGUUUACUAUAUUCCUUGCUGCCUGAGAAGCUACCUCGUGAGACUAUUGAAGCUAUUAUCGUCGAUGCAGUAUCUUGUGAAAAAGAGUUUAUUUGUGAGUCAUUACCGGUAGCAUUGAUAGGAAUGAAUAGUGAUAUGAUGAGUCAGUAUAUUGAGUUUGUUGCGGAUCGUUUGUUGGUUGCUUUGGGAUAUGAGAAAUAUUUCCAGUCUCGAAAUCCGUUUGAUUGGAUGGAACUCAUUUCUUUGGAAGGAAAGACCAACUUUUUUGAGAAGCGAGUGGGAGAAUAUCAAAAGGCUGGUGUAGUGAACGAUAGUGGAGAAGCGCAAGAGUUUCGUUUGGAUGCAGAUUUUUGAAAUGAUACUUUUUGGCACAUCAGUCAUCCUUUUUUUUGUAGAGAAAUAAAGAGUCGAAAUGUAUAUCUUUAUGAAAUGGAUGACAACGCAAUGUUAUGUU